AUGAGUUCCGCACUGAAGGUCACGUCAACCGGUGAACAAGUGGCCCGUCUGCCGGGGUGCGAAGUGUUGCUGCUCGACGGUUCCGACAAGCUGGUCCGCAAGUACGACGGUCACCGGGUCACGGUGGUGUGCGGUUACGAUCCACAGGGCAUGACGCUGCGUUUGCUAAGCGAAGCGGAAGUGAUUCCGAAAGGCAGCCGGCCCACGGAAGGGCGACAGCUUGAAGAGCUGCUCGUGGAUGGUUCCAGCACGACGCACCUGCCGCGCGGCAACACCGCCCACCUACUGGUCGUGGGUGGGGAGGUGAUCGUCAUUCGGUUCGCGUCCCGCUCCGACUGCCAGCAGUUUCGGGGGCUGCUGCAAAAGAUCUCCGGCAAGGUGAGCUCGGUGUUUAACCUGCGCACCGAGGACUCGUCCGCCUCGCAGUACUUCCAGUUCUAUGGCUACCUGUCGCAGCAACAAAACAUGAUGCAGGACUUCGUGCGGACCAGCACCUACCAGCGGGCGAUCUACAACAACGCACAGGACUUUCAGGGCAAGGUGGUGCUCGACGUCGGUGCCGGGUCUGGAAUUCUAUCGUUCUUCGCGGUGCAGGCCGGUGCGGCCAAAGUGUACGCGGUGGAGGCAAGCAAUAUGGCACAGUACGCUCAGCAGCUGGUCAGUUCGAACAAUCUGAGCGAGAAGAUCAUCGUGAUCGCGGGCAAGAUCGAGGAGAUCGAGCUCCCGGAGCGGGUCGACGUAAUCAUCUCCGAGCCGAUGGGCUACAUGCUGUACAACGAACGGAUGCUCGAGACGUAUCUGCAUGGCAAGAAGUGGCUGAAGGCGGACGGACGAAUGUACCCGUCGCGUGGCGAUCUGCACGUGGCCCCCUUCACGGACGAGGCACUCUACAUGGAGCAGUACAAUAAGGCUAACUUUUGGAUGCAGACCGAGUUCCACGGUGUGAACCUGGUGGCGCUGAGGGACGCCGCGAUGAAGGAGUACUUCCGGCAGCCGAUCGUCGACACGUUCGACAUUCGGAUCUGUAUGUCGAAAUCGGUGCGCCACACGACGAACUUUCUCACGGCGGACGAGAAGGACCUGCACCGGAUUCUGCUCGACGUCGAGUUCCAUGUGCUCGAAACGGGCACCUGCCACGGGUUGGCGUUUUGGUUCGAUGUCGAGUUUGCCGGCAGCUGUUCGCAGAUCUGGCUGUCGACGGCACCGACCGAACCGCUCACGCACUGGUACCAGGUGCGGUGCCUGCUGCAGACACCGAUCUUCGUCAAACAGGGCCAGGUCCUGUCGGGGAAGGUGGUGCUGGCGGCGAACCAGCGCCAAAGCUACGACGUCGAGAUCGACCUGAAGCUCGAGGGCACGAUGAUCACGUCCUCGAACACGCUCGAUCUGAAGAAUCCGUACUUCCGGUACACGGGAGCGCCCGUGCCUGCUCCGCCCGGGUCCAACACGACCUCGCCGAGCGAGGCGUACUGGAGCCAGCUGGACGCGCAGGGCGCACGGAAUGCGGUCAAUCUGGUAAACGGCAUCACGGUGAACGGGCUCGGCGAGGUUGACAUGUCCUCGACAAUUAUCAACACGAACCUGAUGGCGAUCGGCAAUCAGCCCAACAUACAUCCGGGUCUCAUCUCGAGCACCGGCCGGCAACAACAGCAGCAGCAACAAUCGCAGCAACAAUCGAGCAACUCCGCGACGCAACAGCAACACCACCACCAGCAGCAGCAGCAGCAACAAUCGACGACCGCGCAGCAGCUCGCAAUGACACCGCCGAUCGGGUGUGCGGCCACCUCUACGCAGAACGUCGCCCAACACCAACUGAUCGGUGGUGCCAUCUCGCCCUCGCUCUUCACCUCGCCGGCCCAGCAGCUGCUCAACAGCCAGCACCACCACCAUCACCAUCCCGGUCAACCGCUGCACGGCAAUCAGUUCUACUAGGAGUACAUUCGUGCCCAGGGCAGGAGUGAGAUUUUCAUCUAAUCCCGACGCCAGCUCCUGGACAGGAAAGAACACAAAUAUCAAACGCGUGCGAAACGGUAACGGUGCAUGCCCCACCUUCGCAUGAUGACGCAAACGAAGCACACGAAGAUGGAUUU
Messenger RNA from Anopheles cruzii, 2090 nucleotides. It is a transcript of the gene Art4, whose product is annotated as histone-arginine methyltransferase CARMER. The transcript has 3 exons. NCBI's taxonomy places the organism in Eukaryota, Metazoa, Arthropoda, Insecta, Diptera, Culicidae. The record is from RefSeq and is a predicted model, not a curated record. Gene Ontology annotation, molecular function: protein-arginine N-methyltransferase activity. The coding region runs from base 1 to 1932 and encodes 643 amino acids. Gene Ontology annotation, biological process: peptidyl-arginine methylation.